AUGACAUCCAGGAUCCCCUUGACCAAGCAACAAAAAUGGAGGGGCGGCGUCUGGGCCGUGGCCUUUGCCGCCGUCGUCAUGGUCGGAACCCUGACCGGCGCCCAGCUCAAGUCAGACAAGCAGAAGGAGGAAGCUAUCCGGGAGUUUCGCCAGAUUACUCCCUCUGAGCAGAUCGCCAUGCUCGAGAAGCAGCGAUCUACGCUUGUAGAGCAGCAAACUGCUUUGCAAAAGAAGCUGGACGUGUUCAAAGAGCGCGCCCAAGAAAGACGACAAGAGAAAGAGAAUGCCAAGAAGGUCUAG
Molecule: messenger RNA, 300 nt
Organism: Trichoderma gamsii
Lineage: Eukaryota; Fungi; Ascomycota; Sordariomycetes; Hypocreales; Hypocreaceae
Exons: 2
Coding region: 1-300 (99 amino acids)
Source: RefSeq, a predicted model, not a curated record